This is a messenger RNA of Suillus paluster, 3036 nucleotides long. RefSeq lists its product as uncharacterized. Gene Ontology annotation, molecular function: protein kinase activity; ATP binding. The transcript has 11 exons. Bases 93 to 3002 code for a protein of 969 amino acids. The record is from RefSeq and is a predicted model, not a curated record. NCBI's taxonomy places the organism in Eukaryota, Fungi, Basidiomycota, Agaricomycetes, Boletales, Suillaceae. Gene Ontology annotation, biological process: protein phosphorylation.
UGUGAAUAUAUGCUGCCCGAAGCAUAUAUUUACAUAUAUGUCGCAAUCUUCACAAGGCCUUGCAUGCUUCGGGCUCUUUUGUUGAUGAUGAUAUGACAAGGUUCAUUGCCAGGCCGCAUCAAGAACGCGAUCAUCCGGUAGCACGUGGCGGAUUUGGUGACAUUUACAAGUGUACCUAUAAUCCUAGAGAACAGCCUUCAGUGGACGUGGCGAUCAAGGCGUUUCGCGUGCGAGCUGAUGAGAUUGACGAUCCUGACGCACUGUGGAGGGAGAUAGGUGUUUGGAAGAGAAUGCGCCAUAAAUGCAUCGUUCCACUUUUAGGUUCAACCACGCAUUAUUCACCAGUGUCCUUGGUAUCGCCUUGGAUGCCUAAUGGGACACUAACUUCUUAUCUCCAGACUCACGUCGAAAGUCAAGCCAAGUCCCUUCUGGUAGUACACUCGGAAUCUGUGGUGCACGGAGACCUUACGAGCUUCAAUGUGUUAAUCGACGAAAAAGGUCAAGCAUGCCUCGCCGAUUUUGGACUAUCAUCCAUGGUCAAGAUGGGUGAAAAAUUUGACUACCUCCGUGUGCACGAGAAGCACCCUGGAGCCUUGCGCUGGUCAGCGCCCGAGUUAAUCGACGGAGAUGGAGAUGGAACGAGUUCCCUAGGGGUUGAGGAGAGAUAUAUGCCAUCUCCUUCAAGUGACAUUUAUUCCUAUGGCUGCAUCAUGUUUGAGGUUCUUUCCGGCGACAUGCCUUGGAAACGUUGCAACAACCUCGUUCGUACCAUCCUGGACGGAGGGACACCCGAGCGUCCGCAGUCACAAGACGUGCAGGACGAGGAUUGGAUAUUUAUAUUACAAUGUUGGCUGUCGCUCCCAUCCCUUCGACCGGUCGCAUCCCAAGCACUCAAAUUUGCUGAAGCUCGCCUACCUGUAGAGUCUCGCGAAACGUCUAGUCAAACUUCCAUAUACUCCGCACAUCUCGAUGGCGCAAACGUCUACAACUUAUCUUCAUUGGUACCUUCACAUACGCAGCCUGCAUUUUCAGACGCUGAAAAAUGCUGGAAGUCGGUUGAUAAGCUAGCAAAAGCGCUCAUUGAACUCUUCACUACCAAGAAGAACCAGCAUGGCCUUAAUGAUGCCAUCCAGCUGUACCAUGUUUCCCUCGCCUCGCUCUCGCCUACUUCCAUAACUUUACUCCCUGAAAUUACCGUAGCCAUCGCUCAAAUUGGCACUGAGAAAGGAGAUGACAAGAAUUUGGAUGCGACCGAACGCCUUCGCCUUCGCAUGGGAUCUGUCGGCACCGAUGAUCCCUUUCAUUUCACAGGUUCCAGCUACCUCAGCCUUGUCGACAUAGCCAGGCAUAUGACAGAUAAAAAUUCAAAUUCCAUUUCCAGCGCAAAAUAUUGGUACAAGAAAUCAUUCAGCAAUGCCGCCAGUGGUGUAUUAUGCCGCCUGCAGAUAGCGCUGGCAUGUGCUCGGAUUACCGAAAAGGUUGUGGGGCAGGACGAGUUCAGGCUGGAGGCGUACGAGACGUCUCUCCAAUUAUUGGAAUCGCAUAUAUCUGCGACGCACACCUUGUCAUGGGCGGUGGAGCAUCUUUCGAGUUCUCUUGCAGUUGAUGCGGCAGCGACGGCACUUUGUCUAAAAGACGUGAACAAAGCCGUGGAGUUAUUGGAGUGGGGGAGAGAGCUGCUGUGGGCAUAUAUUGCGCGGUCUCACACCAGCAAAGAGGAACACGCCACUGAAGAAGGGCACACCACCGAAGAAGGGCAUACCACCGAAGAAGGGGGGGAAAAGGUCUCUAAAGUAGAGCAGCUGCACUUGUUUGUGAACGGUGCACCAGACACUUCGCAAGAGGCUUCCAACCUCAAAAGUGCCGCUGUACCUGAUGCAAAAGUGCAUGAAAUACGGGAGGCGGAGGGCCUGCCAUCCUUGCAUCCUCGAAUAUCUGAUCUGCUGAAAGCAACGCAAGACGGGCCUGUAAUUAUGCUCAUCGCAAGCAGACGAUCAUGCGACGCCAUCAUCGUGUCUAACGCGCACCCCAAACCGCUUCACGUACAGCUGAAGAUCUCCUUCAGCUCUCUCGCAGCGUUGUCGACAACUUUCCAAGCUUGCACCUCUUCGGUAUCCGAAGAUCCCGAAUCUGUAGAAGCCAAGCUGGAAGAGGUACUGAAAUGCCUGUGGGAUGAUGUUGUUUACCCAGUGAUCGUUCAUUUUAAAGAGUCAAUGCCACCGGGGCAUGGCUCUCGAAUAUGGUGGUGCCCCACUUCGUUUUUCUCCACCUUGCCGGUGCAUGCGGCAGGGGAUUACACUCCGGAAGGGACACAACUACCGCAGCUUUAUGUUUCAUCCUACACUUCCUCUAUCUCGUCACUGGUUCGUGCUCGCGAAUGCGAAUCCGCCAACCGCUCCGAGUCAUAUUCGAAGUUCGCUGCAAUAUAUACCAAGCACAACCACGAAGUCGAAUACCCUGUGAUUGAGUUGGCAGAAAUGGAGCCUGACAUAGUGAAACGCAACUUAUCCCCAUCUCUCUUCCUCAAAAAGUUCCCCGACGCAACAAAGGAUGAUGCUGACGAAGCCUUCGGCGACUAUGGAUGGUUUCAUCUGGUAGCUUAUGCUACACAACAUGCUUACAAACCAUUCAAUUCCUCCUUUGUGAUGCGCGACGGCUUGCUGUCACUUCCCGAUAUCCUCCUGGCCGGCCCCGAGCCAAAGGAGUUUGCCUUCCUCUCUGCGAGAUCGCUUGGAUCGCGUUUCAGAUGGAUGCAGAACGAGACCAUCCAGUUUGCUGCCGGCUUGCAGUUUUCUGGAUUCAAGAGUGUUGUUGGAAUGAUGGGAAACGUGGAGGACUCUAAGGCGCAUGAAAUUGUUGACAAGUUCUAUAGGAUUUUCUUUUCUACCGAGACCCCAGAUUGUACCCGGGCUGCACGAGCGUUGCAUGAUGCCUUGGAAGAAAUGGCUCAGAGUGGAUUAUCUCUGGGACAGAGAAUCAUCUUUGCACAUUUUGGACUAUAGUUUCUGUUUUUGCAAGUGAUGAUGCCGGCUUUUG